Lentinula edodes (shiitake mushroom) is the source of this 948-nucleotide messenger RNA. RefSeq lists its product as uncharacterized. Lineage: Eukaryota; Fungi; Basidiomycota; Agaricomycetes; Agaricales; Omphalotaceae. The record is from RefSeq and is a predicted model, not a curated record. The transcript has 9 exons. Bases 109 to 783 code for a protein of 224 amino acids.
CAUUUGCAAAACUAGGUGAACUCAGACCUUCAUUCUCUCCAAUCGCCGAAGACUGUGACUCAUGUGUUGAAUUUGGUAGCUUUGCUAGUCUACGAUAUUACCAUCAACAUGGGUCGUGAAGUGCGGCUGGUCUGGAGCACUUCAGACAGAUUUCGUUGGUCAAACGUUAUCUACUUCACAAAUCGCUAUCCAGUCGUGGCAUACCAGAUAUGGAGCGUUUGCUAUACCCCGAAUAUACCUCAUUGCGAUGCACUCUACCAAUUCUUCUGGUUUUUUUCAUUCAUCCCGACACGCAUAGCGAUCACUGUAUCAUGGAUCCUUCGAGUUUACGCCGUGGUCGAUCACGGUUUAGUAUUUGCUAUCAUGUUAUCUCUACUUGGUCUAGCAAUCGUUGGUUUCGAUAUCCUUCAAGGCGUUCAAUCCUCCUGUACUCACAACACGCUAUCUUCAGAAACCCUCUCUGGAGUCAUGACCUACAUUUCCCUGGCUGUGUUCGAUAUCUUGGCGACAUUAUUGGUGACAAACCGAAUGAUACAAGCCAUACGCGGAUGUGGUGGGUUUCGCAAGCUGGCCAGACAAAAUCUCUCUGAAUAUGUUCUGAGAUCAGGCGUUUUAUAUUUCGGGGUCGUCACAAUACCUCAAAUCAUUGCAGUUGUGCUUUAUUUCGUAGGUGUCCCCCUUGUGAGCCAGGCAAUACUAAUUUUGCAUCUCACAGGCUCCACAGGUACGGAAAAAAUCGUUCUUUACUACCUUCGAACCAAGGCACGGCUCAUAUCGUUCUGAUGAUUUCAGGGACUAUACAGCCCUAUCCUCAACAACUUUCUUCUCGUGUGAGCUCCUGUUUCCCCUCCCAUACUUGAGCUCACAUCGUUGCUAUGCUCGCAAACCUUCACUUGCGAAAAAACAUCUUUUUUCUAUGUGUCUAGGUUGUCUUCCAUCAUGAUCGCG